UAUAUGUUAAGUGUACUUUAGAGUGGACCAAAGUUGUGCGAAAAAAGUGCCAAAUUUGGUAUUUCAAGCAUUACUCGGUGAAAUGACAGUUGUUGUGAUUAAUAUUAUUCUCUGAAAAUAUGAACUCAUUGCAAAAGAAGUGCGAUCAUCAGAAACAUAAAGAUUAUUUCUAUCGUUUGUUAGUUGAUAAAUCCAUACGUGAACUGUGGUGGCUUGAAGCUAACCCUUAUGAAAAUGGUUCAGUUAUCAAGUGUUGGUUGCCAAGUGAAAUCUUUUGGGGUGAUUGAAUUUAAAGCUGAACAAAGUGCAGGUGUAAUCAGAACCUUACAACUGCGUUGAAGGAUCGACUAAAUACAUUUUUAAUUUAAAAAUCCUGCCCGUUUAAGUGAUCUAAACUCAAAAAUACAACUUCAGCAUCUAAAUCAAUAGUAUAAGAAAUUAAAAAAAACUCACCAUAAUACUAUAUGUAUUUGUAAGGUUUAUACUACACCCUUACGAUGUUUGAAUUGAAGAUUCGAUCACCCCUAAAGGAAAACAACCUCUAUUUCUGAUGUAAAUCAUUUCUUACGGGCUAACCAACGGUCUUGACAGAUUUCUACUAAAUUACGUAUACAUUCGUUAAUUGAUCAAUGAAUCAUAGCUUAUUCUAGAGUUAAUAUGAAUUAUUUGAUACGUUAUAGAUUGAAAUUCCCGAGUUCACCAACUUUGACCCACUCUAGUGUACUUGCUCGCUUUUCCUUGGGAUUUCCUUUCAAUUCAGUGGAGUUGAGUGGAGUGGAGUUGCGCUGCGCUACCAUGCUGCGUUCUUCUGCGAACUUGUGGAGUUGAUCUGGUUCUCGCGGGUCGCCGCGUGUGCGGUGCGGGGCGAUCGAUCUUUGGGGAGCUGCACGCCAGACUUAGCAAGUGAUCUGUUCUGUUGGCAUGGACGGACCCCAGUCGAGAAUCGAGAUUCAUUCUUUCGCUGGACUUGCCGUGGAACGGUUUGGUUUUCGCAACCAGCUGAGCGCUACGCUGCAAUCGUUCUGGCCUCGGUCGUGAAGAAGAAGAAGAAGAAGAAAAGGGACGGACGGACGGACCUCCCCCGUUCUAGCAGUAGUGUGAACUCAGCAGAACUUGGAUCUAGUACCGUGCGGGCGACGACGGUGGAAGAUCGCUGAGGGAAGGCAGAACCCUUUGUGCUGUAGUGUGCUGGACACGGAUUGACGUUGAAGGAGUUUGAUUUCAACAGGUGAAAACUCAUACGCAAAUUUUGAAGAUUUGAAGUGCAAAAAGUAACAGUUUACGAAGGAGUAUUUUAUUAGUGAAGCAAGGUAAAUUGAUCAGUAGCAGAGUGGUUCUAAGUUUCUCCGAAGAAAGAUAACGAACAACAACAUAUAGAACUGCAGACCACCAGGAAGUGUGAACCCCACCUAACGUCAGCACCGUCCGUAACUGCCGCAGGAUGUCGUCCUGCGCGUGUCCGAUGUCCCCGCCGGUGGGGGCCACUCUGGCGGCCCUCUGCGGUGGAUCGCAGUAUAUGCUUUUCAUGGGACUGCUAGAGGUGUUCAUCCGAUCCCAGUGCGACCUCGAGGACCCCUGCGGCAGGAUGAAGACAAAAACUUCGAGAAGCACGGAUUAUGAGUAUGAUUUCAUCGUAGUGGGUGGAGGUUCAGGAGGCUCGGUAGUUGCAUCUCGAUUGUCUGAAAUUAAGAACUGGAAAGUUUUACUGAUAGAAGCAGGUCCGGACGAGCCGACGGGAGCGCAAAUUCCAUCCAUGUUCCUCAACUACAUCGGCAGCGAUAUCGAUUGGAAGUUUAACACCGAACCGGAGCAGCAUGCCUGCCUGGGAUCGCCGGAACAACGCUGCUACUGGCCCCGCGGCAAAGUGCUCGGAGGAACAUCGGUCAUGAACGGUAUGAUGUACAUUCGCGGAAACCAGGUCGAUUACGAUGAUUGGGAAGCCAUGGGCAACCCCGGAUGGAAGUGGAAGGAUGUUCUGCCUUAUUUCAUGAAGUCGGAGGACAAUCAGCAGAUGAACGAUGUCGAUAAUAAGUUCCACACUACCGGAGGCAUGCUGCCAGUAUCCAGAUUCCCGUACAACCCGCCGUUCUCAUACGCAGUUCUAAAGGGAGGCGAAGAGCUGGGAUAUGCCGUGCAGGACUUGAAUGGUGCCAACUCUACUGGUUUCAUGAUCGCUCAAACCACCAGCAAAAAUGGCAUCCGAUUCAGUGCUUCCCGCGCUUUUCUGCGACCAGCUGUAAACCGACCAAACUUGCACAUUUUGCUCAAUACUACUGUAACUAAAGUGCUGGUACAUCCUACGUCCAAAACCGCUCAUGGCGUAGAAAUCAUCGAUGAGGAUGGUCACAUGCGCAAGAUUCUUGUAAAGAAGGAAGUCAUUGUCAGCGGAGGUGCCGUAAACUCACCUCAAAUCCUCUUGCUCAGUGGUAUCGGACCUAAGGCGCAUCUCGAACAGGUUGGAGUUCGUCCGAUUCAUGACUUACCCGGUGUUGGCCAUAACCUGCACAACCACGUGGCUUACUUCAUCAACUUCUAUAUCAAUGAUUCCAACACGGCUCCUCUAAACUGGGCCACCGCCAUGGAGUACCUGCUGUUCCGUGAUGGUCUCAUGUCCGGAACUGGAGUGAGCGCCGUUACGGCAAAGAUUAGCACCAAGUACGCCGAACGCCCAGAUGAUCCGGAUCUGCAGUUCUACUUUGGCGGAUUCCUUGCCGAUUGUGCCAAGACCGGUCAAGUAGGUGAAUUGCUGAGCAAUGACUCCCGGGCGAUUCAAAUCUUCCCAGCUGUACUGCACCCGAAGAGCCGCGGCUACAUCGAACUCAAGUCGAACAACCCGCUGGACCAUCCCAAGAUUGUGGUCAACUACCUGCAGGAAGAACAGGACGUUAAGGUUCUGGUGGAGGGAAUCAAGUUUGCAAUUCGACUUGCCGACACCGAAGCAUUGCAAGCCUACGGAAUGCAGCUGGAUAGGACACAGAUUAAGGCGUGUCAGGACUUUGACUUCGGAUCCCAGGAAUACUGGGAGUGUGCCGUUCGGCAGAACACCGGUGCUGAGAACCAUCAAGCUGGCUCGUGCAAGAUGGGACCGCUUCGGGAUCCAAUGGCCGUCGUCGACCACGAACUGCGAGUGCAUGGAGUGCGGAAUCUACGGGUGAUCGACGCUUCGGUGAUGCCAAAGGUUACGUCCGGCAAUACCAACGCUCCGAUCAUUAUGAUUGCCGAAAAGGGAGCCCAUCUGAUCCGCCGGGCGUGGGGAGCUCGUUAAUGUUGCCGGAUUAGCGAUCGGUAGUUGAGUGCGGUUUUAGCAUUUAAGACUCGGAAAUCGCCAGUGUAUCGUAACGUGACAGCAGUUCGGAAUAGCUACGUAUCAAACCAAUCCCAGUUGCAGAGACAUUUUCCACGAACUACACGUUUCCCUACCUCUUGUUGUUCCGCAAAGAAAUAGAUCGCGUCAACCAGAUGUAGACCAUUGUGACUGCUACGUGCGCAUUGAAGGAGGGAAGUUGAAUAGCGAUGCCUUAAAUUAUAAAUCAUCAUUCGUAAGAUAUAUAGCUGUAGGAGAUUGGUUCGAUUUCUCCUUGGUUGAGAAGAAGAAUUCAGUUGCUUUACAAACACAUAGGUUCAAAAUCUCCCCUAAAAUUUGCUACAUUUAGAAGUCAUGCCAACAAAAAUUCAGACUAUGUACAGUGAGGUAUUAUUGUCAAUAUCCUUGCGCAAAAAAUCGAUCGACGUUCAAAGUUAAGUACAGGAUUAAAUCAUCAUCAACAUCGAAUAUCAGUGUAUCGUUUCAUCUAAGCAUAAAUUUUCAUGUAAAUUAUAAUAAUUUUAUUAUAAUAAAUAUAAAUUGAAAACUU
Aedes albopictus (Asian tiger mosquito) is the source of this 3854-nucleotide messenger RNA. It is a transcript of the gene Gld, whose product is annotated as glucose dehydrogenase [FAD, quinone]. NCBI's taxonomy places the organism in Eukaryota, Metazoa, Arthropoda, Insecta, Diptera, Culicidae. The record is from RefSeq and is a predicted model, not a curated record. The transcript has 7 exons. Bases 1442 to 3265 code for a protein of 607 amino acids. Gene Ontology annotation, molecular function: flavin adenine dinucleotide binding; oxidoreductase activity, acting on CH-OH group of donors.